UAAAUAAGACCGUUGCAUCGAGCAUAUCUCGUCAGUUGAAGAAGAUAAGUUGUAGAUUCUACACGAAGGGUUGUAAAGAACUUAGUGACAUCAUGAAGAUUGUUUUGUUCAUGGGGGCGCUGUGCCUCGCCACUACCCAGGCGGCCUUGCAGGGUCUGGACUGGGCAACAGUACAAGCGAUCCACGAUGCGGCUGUGCAGGCGAUGACUGAACAGUACAUCCAGGCCUUCAACAACAUCGCCACGGCCGCCGGAGAGUUCACCUACGUCAACGCCACCUGCGCGCGCGAACUGCAGGGAUCCUGCGGCCGCUGCGUCACAAAGAAGUGCCAGCAAUGGGCUAUGACCUGUGGUAUGACCCUGUCGGAGACCCCUGCUGACAUGACCAUGCUGGGCGGAGAGGCGGUCCAGGCUGACCUCAAAAAUCUGCAGAAGUUCAUCUCGCAAGGCGAGCGUCUGGACACCGGCGAAGCUAUCCAGUGCGCCGUUGACGCAGGUUCCCUGGCGCUCACCGCUGGAUCUUUGCUAGUCGGGAAGCGUGAAGUCGGUGAUGUCAUCUGCGAUACCAUCGGUGUGGUGGGCACAGCCGUGGACCUGGUUACCGGAGGAAUCGGUAGUAUCGUCGAGGGUGGAGUGAAUCUUAUUGAUGACGCCAUCUCAGCGAUCGGAAACCUCUUUGGAAAGAGGAAGAGGGAUCUGCAGUGUGACGUCCUGCAGUUGGAGCCCGAGGCAUCGUGUAUGCAGCUGGCACCGGAGUGUGGUGGGGAGUGCCAAGGUUGCGCUAGCAUGACGACCACGGCCGCACGUUUCCACAAGGCCAUGAAGAAGAACUCCUGGGCGAUGCGCAAGUCCAACGCCUUCCUGACACGCGCCGUGACCUAUGACCCCGUGUCAGGUGACAUGGUCGCUGAGGUGAUGGCGAUGGGACAGCGCAUGAAGGUUUCUCUGUCCGGGCCCAUGAACCCCGCUACCACCGGCAAACGUCUGGCCUCUUCCGUUCUGAAGAAGCUGCGUCAGUAAGCUGUCACCGCGUGAUUACGAGUGUCCUCAGGUGUAGUGCAUUAGCGCCAUUUUGCCCAGUUCAGGUUCACUUCAUGGUUGUGAGUCUUAUGACUAUCGUGUCAUGUGCACACUAACCAGCAGGGUUCCCAGAUAACCUAGCACCAUACUGUUCAAAAUU
This is a messenger RNA of Branchiostoma belcheri (Belcher's lancelet), 1179 nucleotides long. RefSeq lists its product as uncharacterized. Bases 93 to 1019 code for a protein of 308 amino acids. The transcript has 8 exons. The record is from RefSeq and is a predicted model, not a curated record. NCBI's taxonomy places the organism in Eukaryota, Metazoa, Chordata, Leptocardii, Amphioxiformes, Branchiostomatidae.